AAAAAUAGGGAUGCUGGGAAAGCGAGAUGCAGCUUCGCAAUGAUCAUGGUGCCGAAGAUUGACAUAUGUGUAUUUUGUAUAAGAGAAGAUUGAAGUUGGAAUGAUGGAAGCUAAAAAAUUUAUUGAACGUUUCGGAAAUGUUUAAUUUGAGAAAUGCCAGUAUUUAGUGUCUCUUCAGUUUGCAAUUCUUUGGAAUUUUGUUUUCGCAUUGGCAGUUAUUUCAUGACAUUAUUAGUUGUGCAGUAAUACUAGUUAUCAAUUUUUGGUUUAGCUAAUUUAGAUUUCAGUUUUUGUUUUGCUGACUCGGUUCUCUAAAAUAUAAUUUUGUUGCAUUUACUUGUCUUUCCAAUUGUCCUGAAGGUUUUUAGUCCUUUUUUCUCUUGAGUAGGUUUGUAAGACGUUAUUUGUGCACUGUUAGUACAAUGGUUUUGAGAGUUGCAAUUUUUCCUUGACAUUUGAAAUUUUAACCUACCCUUCCCUGUUUAUUUUUCUCACCAUUGGUUGGGUACUAAUAUCAGAGUUAUCAAUUAAUAUCUAUUCACAAUGGGUACGAGAGCAGCUGCCUUUACUGCCAAAAUACGCAAUUUACAUGACUAUCAACUUCGACUUUUACAUGGUAUCAUGCCAAUUCCCUCUGGAGUGGAUAUUGCCAAUACUCUUAAACACUUUUCUCAGACACUAUUAACCGUGCUGAAGGACGUGCCCAGCUCGCCGUUGGAGAUGCUGAAGCAGCCCGAGAAGGACGCCGUGCGCAUGGGCAUGUACCCGAACCUGGACUACAAGAGCGUGUUCACGGCGCUGGUGCAGCUCAUGGACGUGGCGCCGCUCAUCCAGUUCGGCCUGCACGCCUUCGGCAGCGCACUUCUGCAGUGCUUGGGCUGCAUGAUGCCGUUUCUGGAGUCGGAAAUGUUGGAGACGCUGCCGUACUUGACUGCAUCUACAAUGGCCGUGCUGCCAGUGUCUCUCCACCAAGAAGUAGUGAACUCUCUUUGCUUCUACAUUCUACCGUUUACAAUAACCCGGUCCAAGUGCGGGGAGCCAGAGAACUACGCUUGCCAGUCGGUGCCAGCUGUCAUCAUGAUGGUCUUCCAAUACUCCUCCAACGCAGCGCACCACUGCCAGCUGCUGGAGUGCCUGAUGGCCAGCAAGAAGACGGUGGUGCGCGACCUGCUGUGCGUGGUGGCGUACGGCAGCGCGGCGGCGCGCGCCAACGCCGCCAAGCUGCUCUUCUGCUACUGGCCGGCCUUCAACCCCAGCCUGGGCGAGCGCCGCGCCGCGCCGCUCAAGAUCGCAACGGACGCGUCGCCGUUCGUGUGCCAGCGCGACCUGUGCCCCAACGCCGGCAACGCCGAGGCCGCCAAGGUGUGCUUCGACCACUGCGUGUCCAUCACGUUCGCCUCCGAGAGCCCGCCGCCGCUCUACCUGUGCAUCGAGUGCGCCAACGAGAUCCACCGCGAGCACCCCAACCAGAUGUUCUUCGACAUCCUCCACCCCAUCCAGCACAUCUCCAUGGUGUGCGAGAACAAGAAUUGCAGAGCGGCCGACAAGUACGCCGUGUCCAUCUGCUUCUCGACGGAGUGCGCCAGCUACAACAGCAACCACCCCAUCCGCUACUGCCAGCAGUGCCACAACAUCCGCCACAACAACCGGCGCGGCGGCGACCACAUCCUGCACCAGGCGCUGCCGUCGCUGUGGGACGUGGAGGGCGAGAUGCACGCCUACAUGGUGGAGUCCAUCGUCAGGUGAGCUCACGUCCGCGGGGAGCAGUCGCGA
Molecule: messenger RNA, 1773 nt
Organism: Gryllus bimaculatus (two-spotted cricket)
Lineage: Eukaryota; Metazoa; Arthropoda; Insecta; Orthoptera; Gryllidae
Source: the annotation of a GenBank genome assembly